AUGCCUCCAGCUGCUCGGUCUCUCCGGCAGCGAGCCGUCACGAACGAGAAUGAUGAGAACGCGGGCUCGAUACGUGUAACGCGUGCGAAAACGGCCGCGUUGGGCUCGACUGACUCCGCCGCGGAUGUGCCCAAGAAGGGACUGCAGACCAAGAAGUCGACCACCGCCCUAAGAACUAAUGGUGCCGGUCAGACGCGAAAGCGCGCUGCGCUUGGUGAUGUCAGCAACUUUGGCAAGGCGGAGGGUCCCGGUGCCGGCUCCAAGGACGCGAAGGAUGGCAAGAAGCCGUUGGCCAGCAAAGUCGGGCAGGUCUCUAAGGCAGCACGUCCCGCUGGGGUUCAGAAACCCUCGCGGACAAACACGAUACGCUCUGUGCUCAGCUCCAAGGAGAAGAAUGUCGGCUCCUCCGAUCUGAAGCGCCCGGCUAGCGGAAACGGCAUCGCCGGACACCCGACCAAGAAGCGACAAACUACCGCUACCAGCUCCAAGUCAUUCAAAGAAGAGGAUACUGAAGAGACGGAGAAUGUUGCGCCGAAGACGAACGUCGUGGUUGAAGCGGAAGUUACCAAAACGGCUACUACGAAGCAUGAGCGCGUCAAGUCUCAGAUUGAGAUCUUCGAGGAGGUGGGAGAGGCCGCUCCUGAGGAGCCAGAAGUGCCUGAUCUUGACAAGGAGGAUAUAGACGAUCCGUUGAUGGUUUCGGAGUAUGUUGUCGAGAUCUUCGAGUACCUGAAGGAGCUUGAGAUCGCUACCAUGGCCAACCCCGAUUACAUGGACAGCCAGAACGAGCUCGAGUGGAAGAUGCGCGGCAUUCUCGUCGAUUGGCUGCUCGAGGUCCACACCCGCUUCCGCCUCCUCCCCGAGACCCUCUUUCUCACCGUCAACAUCAUCGACCGCUUCCUAUCCACCAAGAUUGUCCAGCUGGACCGCCUGCAGCUGGUUGGUGUCACCGCCAUGUUCAUUGCAUCCAAGUACGAGGAGGUCUUAUCUCCGCACGUGCAGAACUUCCGACACGUUGCCGAUGAUGGCUUCACAGAGGAGGAGAUCCUUAGCGCUGAGCGCUUUGUCCUCGCUGCCCUCAACUACGACCUGAGCUACCCAAACCCCAUGAACUUCCUCCGUCGGAUAUCGAAGGCCGACAGCUAUGACAUCCAGACCCGCACUCUUGGCAAAUAUCUUCUAGAGAUAGGCUGUCUAGAUCACCGCUUCAUCGCCCACCCGCCCAGCCAGGUUGCUGCUGCUGCCAUGUAUCUGGCUCGGUUGGUGUUGGAGCGCGGCCCUUGGGAUGCAACGCUUGCCCACUAUGCUGGAUAUACCGAGGAGGAGAUCCAGCCCGUCCUCGAGCUCAUGAUCGAUUACCUGUCUGGCCCCGUUGUUCACGAGGCGUUCUUCAAGAAGUACGCCAGCAAGAAGUUCAUGAAAGCCUCGAUCGUCCUCCGUCAGUGGUGCAAAAAAUACGUCCUUCAAUAUGGUAACGUGCUUCAAGAGACCGAGAAGUCCCAGCGCUGA
This is a messenger RNA of Trematosphaeria pertusa, 1509 nucleotides long. RefSeq names its product A/B/D/E cyclin. Gene Ontology annotation, cellular component: nucleus; cytoplasm; centrosome. The transcript is spliced from 4 exons. The record is from RefSeq and is a predicted model, not a curated record. Gene Ontology annotation, biological process: regulation of cyclin-dependent protein serine/threonine kinase activity; G2/M transition of mitotic cell cycle. The coding region runs from base 1 to 1509 and encodes 502 amino acids. Lineage: Eukaryota; Fungi; Ascomycota; Dothideomycetes; Pleosporales; Trematosphaeriaceae. Gene Ontology annotation, molecular function: cyclin-dependent protein serine/threonine kinase regulator activity.